GUUUUCACUGUCCUGACGUCGCAAUCCGGAUGUCAGCAGGGUUGGAAAAAACUGUGUAUUGGUGGGACCUUUGCUACUUUAUCAAAGGGGAGUGAAAUAUUGUGUAUGGCUCGUCUGUUCGUGUGUAUGUGUCACGUAUAUGUGUUUUUGCGAUUACAGUAUAGUACACAUUGCAGCAUUACCAUACACAUACAGUGCUGUCAUUUUUGUAAUAUGUGACUGGAUUAGGGCCACAAAGUGGUGUGAACACUAUUUUAUAUUUGUAUGUACAAAAUUUAAUGUUAUUCUGAUAUUCACACUGUCCUAGACACUGUGCACAUGUUUUUUUUUACUAUGACAUAAUAUAUCAUACUUGACAAUUUAAGAUCAACCUUACCAUUGAAAACGCAUUGUAAAGUCAGGCCAUGUUAGCUGUUUGUACAACAACUCCAUUAUUCUGCCAUCUAAUGACAACCUGUAGCUGGUGGACAGUUGAACUGUUGACCUGCUGUAGGGGCAAACAUGUUUACAGCAACUUAUUCCAGACUUACAUUCCCAGUUGUUACCACAGCCCCAAGGAAAAUAUGAAGGUUUUGAGUUGUUUUAGCCUACUAGAAGAUGGCACAGGGAUUUGCUUGACUGUAUGAGUGGGUUAUAGGUGACAUAGUGAUGCUAUACCUCCAUACUAUACCUCCAUACCAUACCACCUCCUUUUGUAGCAAUGGGUUCAUUGUUUCCUCUUGUUGAAAAUAUAAGACUAUGAAUUAUUUAUUAUGCAUCAAUGAUUACAAUUGCACUUUUGCUGAUAACAUAUCAUAUCAUAACAUGUUGUAUAGCGCAGAAAAAUGGUAAGGUGUAUUGUAAUGGGCUAUGGUAGGUUGUUAUAGGCUCAAAGCCUAGAGAUCCUGGAUUCAUGUCCCCUGAUAUAUGCUCCAAUUUUGUGGCCUUUCAGGGACUUUUAAUACCGAUUUUCUCACUUCACUGAGAUGAAACGAGUACCUAUAAUGUGGCUACGGUUAGGAUGGUUCCUUGGAUAGGAUGUUAGACGGAGGGCCUGUGUUUGAGGAGGGCCUAAUGCACCUCUAGCAUGUUAAAGAACCCACCAACCUUACUGAGAAAAGAAUGGGGUCCAGUAUGGUCUGAGUGAAUCAUUCAAAUUUGUCCCAAUAUGCAAGUUGUACUGUUCAGCACAAACCUGGUGUUUUAUGCCAUAUUAAAGAUGGUUUUCCAGGUAUGCAAACAUUUGUACCCAUGUUGAUGCAUAAACAUUAGCAUGCAUUUGAUUUUUACUGUUUACUCUGUUAUCCAUUUUCCUUAAUUUCACUCUGCAUCAUUGUAAAAUUUGUAUUUUAUCAGUUUUAUGAUUAUAGCAGUAUCAACAUAUUAAAGUCAAUACCAUGCAGAUGUUACAACAAUGACCUAAAACCUGACAUACAUUUGGAAAUUGUGAUGUAAACCUGUGAAUGUUGAUGUAUAAAUUUGGUUGUUUGUACUUAACAAUGACUUGAUUAUAAUAGCUUCUGGUCUUGUGACAGUUGGUUGCACAAUGUAUGUGGAGGGCACAAGGGUACAGUGACGUGUACACCCAUAUACAGGUCUGACAACUAGCUUGGGAACAUCUCAAAACUUCUGCAUUUAUCUUCUUUGGCAGAAUUUUUACAGUCUUUGGCAAACAAGUUAGUACCUUGAUGCCCACGCCUUGUAAUUCUGUUGGUGUUUAGUAUACCUUUGAGUAUAGGAAACAGGCAUCUAAAACAUUGUAUAGGGUAUUGAAAUCGUCUGGGAGUUCCUUGUGGGAUUGUUCAUACCUUCAGGCAUUAUCCCUUGUUUAUUGUUCCGUGCAAGCAUUCUUGUCUGAGGUGUGGGCUGUAUCAUAAGCUGUUGUCCACCUCUAUCUUUGACGUCACCUGUGCAACUGCUACACAAAAUGGUGUAACUUGUUGCGUGAUACAAUUGGUUUUUGAGCUGUUGCUGCAACAUGUAAUUUGGGAGCUAGACCAUGUUAUUUCUGGACGAGAACACUUAAAUGUGACCUUUUGGACAACUCGAGUACAACUGCACUAUGACUGACCAUGAUGUUCCCUACGAUAUUGGAUAUAGUGUCAUACUGCCACUGGCCCCCAGCAUUGCCAUUGUUGGUGUCUUCCUCUGUUGGUGUUGUACUUGUUGUUACUGUCACAUCAAGCGAGAGGCAAGAUUGAGAAGAGAAGCAAGGCUGGAAAGGGGAUAUAAAAAGAUCACAUACAAGAAAAAGAAAUGUUCUUCAAAUGAGUUGGACUUCCUCUCUGACAAGACCUGUGCAGUGUGUUUAGAAGACUUCAAGCUGAUGGAGGAGAUUGGGCUAUGUCCAUGUGGACAUGCCUUCCAUAGAAAAUGUAUUUCCAAGUGGCUGGAAAUCAGGAACACCUGUCCCAUGUGUAACUCCCAAGUCAAACAGCAGGCCAGUGAGAGGUCCACCCUGGUCAGGACAGUGGACCUCCCUGUCACAAGAGUAUGAUGGACCCUUCCAAUGACACACCAUGGGGUAGUUGGAAAGGUCCAUUAAUGAGGCAGGUAGGAGAGCUGGAUUAGACAGUAAACAUUAUGUAGACUCAAAGUCAUUUCCUUGUUAUAUAGUCUUUUUAUAUGUGGAGGAGUAUUAGAAUGAUAAUUAGUUAACAACAGCCUAUUUUAUCCAACAACCAAUACUUCUGUGGAUUGCAGAACUCAUUCCCUUCCUGUAUAUGUCAAAUAGGACUGAAAUAUAUUGAAGAUAUUUGUGAAUAUGAAUAUGUCUUAGAUUGUGGUAAGUAUAUGCUAACUAAAGUUUUUAUGUCAACAGUCAAGUGUCAUGCUGGAAGCUUAAAAAGUUGGAAAGCAAUUUGAAAUUCAGCCAAUGUGUAUAUACUUGUAUCAGCAUUUGCAAUCAUGGUAUUCUGGUCUUUCUUUCAAUCAUCUGUGAAGCCAAAAGUUGAACCAAAAUGGCAGCUUGGACUUAAGCGGAACUUGAAGAUCCUAUGUCUAGGUAGCUCAUACACUGUACAAUGUAAGUUCAUUUACUUAAUUUGCGGUGGUUUGAAUUAGUUAAUGAAAGAUUUCAAGAUUUACAGUAGGCACUUAUUUUUUCAUCAUUAUUAAUCAAUAUACAUAACUGGAAUAUUUACAAGUUUGCAAAAGUGGUUAUUAAGAUCAGCACCCAGUAGCAAAUCACAUCCUCAAUGUGUCAGCUGUCUGUAGAAGAGAGCUGGGAUAAAAACAACAACUUUUUUUUUUACUGAGACACGAAAAGAGUUAUUCCAAAAUCAAACAGAGUCAACAACUGUUACUUGCUCCUUCCUCAAGUUUGGCACGUAUAUUUAUGCAAAAAAUGGCCUCUGAAACCAAUACAGGGUAGAUGAAGGAAGAAAGAGGACUUGUAGGGUUCCCCGAGUUGGAUCAGGGAUGUUAUUCCAGAGACGUGAAAGAGCAUGUACAUGUAAACUGGCACAUAUGUACAAGGAGAUAACAGUACAAAUGUAGUACAAUAGAAAUUACUGAACAGUCAUCUGCGCUUGCAGGAAAAGAAAUGACAAAUGGAGUACAUGUACAAAUACAUGUACAGUCAGUAUACCAUUGGAUUAGUUCUGUGCUUCACAUACUACUGCCAUGAUAUUCUCCUGUUUUUUCACAGCACGAAGUUAGAAAAAGUAACCUUCUCCCUGCUGAAGAAGCCUUUUGGCACCAUGGGUUAGGCAGCAGGGAGAAGGGUGAUUUGGUAUCAGAUGUGUUUCUGUCAGGUUUAAUAGUCAAUGCCUACCCAAAUUGUUUGAAGAAAUUGCUGUAAAAUCUUACCAAAGUAAACUAAUGACUCUAAGACAGUUGGCCUAAGACUGGGGAUGUGCAUGGCACCUUACAUUACAGUUAGCAGGGUUUUAGAAUUUAGAUCCUCCCUUGUUGUUGAAGAUUAUGUCUGUGCAAGUCCAUGAAUACACAGAUUAGAAUAUUGUGCCAUUGACAUUGUGUUGGGCUGAGUAAAUUUUGUCCAUUUUGUACCGUGAGUGCCAUAGUAAUAGUGCUACGUAAUCAUAGUAAUGUGUGUAACUGUAAUAAAGGUACUGUUGUAAAAUUACCUCUUCUGGUAUAAAUGAUUAUAUACUAUAGAAUGAUGUGAACAAGCUCUCUACUGUUCUACAAUUUAAACUAUAUUUCAUGCAAGGAUGGAGAUAUUUUAGUAUGAUGUAUUUAGAAUUGGAUAUUGGUACUUGUUGCGAUAUGUACAUUGGAAGAAGUUAGUGUAUAUUGCUGUAUGUAAGGUAUCUUGUCUAAGGGAUGGACCCAAAAGGUUGUGACGGGUUUUAGUGAGAAAAUGACAAUGAAAAAGACAACAGGAUUGUUCCCAAGUAAAGGACCAUUUGCCCAAAACAAUGGGGAUGGGGUUUUGUGCGCUUGAAAUAUAUCUGCGUGAGAACCUUGUGCAUCAAAAAUUUGCAUGGGACAAUAUGCAAUUUAGCUAAAAAAAAAUUUGACAUUUGCGUGUGAAACAAUAUCUGUUUGAGGAUUUACCAUUUCCUUGUAUUUCUGACAUGUUCCUGAUAUGCAAAUUAGGCUAUUCCCAAGGGAUCUAAAAAUCAGUAAUUUUUCAAAGCAUUGACAGGUCAUGUGGUCACAUUUGUCUGCCUUAGAUGAGUUGACUGCACAUUUUCUGACAUGUUUUGAGAUCUUUAUUUUGUCACCUGCAAAUUGUUCACGUGCAUGCACACGUUUUUCAAGCACAUAAACCUGUUCCCAAGACAGUGCAAGAACCCCCCUUUUCCACAAAGAAAAGUUUCAUAAACCACAAAGAACAUCUCAACAUGAAUAGCCCUCACCAAUCCUUAAUCUGGUCCAUCCCUAAUUGUUUUUAAAUUGCUUGACUCUUAUAAGGCACCUGUAAAAAAUCUGUUUGAUCUUUUGUACAAAUCUAAAUAGCAAGGCAACCUAAAAAACUGCUUUUCAUGGGCAGGUUCCAUUGUAUGGUAACAUUGGUAUAGUGAAAAUGUUGCUGAUGUUGGCAUCGGAUCAGUUAAACCUAUGGUUAGGAAGAAUACUUGUAACUACCUGACAGCAGUAAUGGACACCCAGAACUGCUUGGGCUUUUUCCACAAGACAGCAACUGUUGGAAGACUGUUGAGUGACCAAGACUGGUUUUGUGCAGCUCUAAAAUUGGAAUCAAUGCAUGAUUUUAGGCAGUGGGUAUGAUUUCAAAGGUACAUGUAUGAUUUGAAAGACAAAACACAAAAAAUUGUUCUCAAUGUACGAAAUUCAUUUUUUGGUUGCUCAUUGGUUGCAGCUUUUAGUGGAGAAACGGUGUUAAGAUGUAAGGUGGGUCUUGUACUUGGACAGCAAAGUUAAAGGAAUCUGUAUAAAGACUUGCUAUAUACAAGUUUUAGUACUUACUCAUCUUUUCUUGCCAAUCAGAAAUGCCAUCUACCUGAUAUUGGUAGUACUGCAACACAGUUCAGUCUGGAUUCUGUGAUAAGACACAUCACAGUGCUGCUUGUCUGAGAUAGAAUCCAAUGCACUGCACUUGGAAGAAGCAACACUGAGAUGGCAAAGACAUGUAGACAUGAUAGAUAUCACAUUGUAUUUUAUAUUAUUGGUAGUAGCUAUAUUGCUACCUCAGCAAAGACAGAUAUGUAUAACUUGUGUAACAGCCAGUUAAUCAAGUAGCGUGAAAGCAAGGUGAUGCAUAUACAUGUACAUCUAAGAUAAUUGAAAAGCAUAUGGAUAGUUUACCAAGUUUAUUCCUGAUGUUAUGAGCCUUUUCAAUGAACAGAUCAUCCUUGCUGGUGUCUGCAUGUAGAACAGAUCCUCCAAAUUAGUUUGCCUUCUAGUCACUUUCAAGCCAGUGAAUAGGUGAUAUACCAUGUAACGUAACUUCUGUUUGCAGUCGCAAGUGUAUAGUAGUUUAUUAGCAAAAUAAUCUAUGAAAGAAUGUAUAUAUAUAAGCUAAUUGAAAGAAAUCCACUGUAUCUUUUAUCAAUUACCAGUAAUACAAAUGUUGUGGUGCAUUGAA
Molecule: messenger RNA, 5992 nt
Organism: Branchiostoma floridae (Florida lancelet)
Lineage: Eukaryota; Metazoa; Chordata; Leptocardii; Amphioxiformes; Branchiostomatidae
Product: RING finger protein 24-like
Exons: 6
Coding region: 2042-2476 (144 amino acids)
Molecular function (GO): ubiquitin protein ligase activity
Source: RefSeq, a predicted model, not a curated record